UUUAAGUAGUUUACUUGAAGGGAAUGGAUGGAAAUUGCACGUGAAGAAACCUAGGAAAAAUUGCCGUGAGAAAUAGUACACCAUCGUUUCGAUUCAAAAUAGGUCUGCCAUCGUAGAGCCAUGUACUUGAAAGCAACCGCGAAUUCAUUUCCUUUUUAAGUUCCCACCGAUUCAAAAGUACCGAUUACUCCUUCCCUUAUCUGUAUUUCCUUGUCGUUUUCACAUUCAGUGGCUGAAAACAAGGUUUCUAUAUCCGAAUUGGGAUUAGUGCACAUUUAGGCUCGAAUAUUCCUCUUCGCUUUCAAUAUCUUAUUUUUGAGGAAAUUGUAAUGGCCGCCGCCGCGGCUUGCAAGCGAUUGGCACAAUUGGGAACGAGGUCGGGGAUUGCCAUGCCCAUAACACAAUUUUCGAGCUUUGGGGCCUCAAAGUCGUUCUCUUCCAACUCAAGUCUCAGAUCAUUUUCCCAAUUGGUGAAAUCAAAUGGACAGCGGUUGUUCCUCGUUGAUACAUUAGCCCUUGUUAGGAAACUUGAGGGGCAAGGAUUGCCCACAAAGCAAGCUGAGGCGAUAACUGCUGCCAUAACUGAAGUUUUGAAUGACAGUCUGGAAAAUGUAUCAGAAUCAUUAGUAUCAAAAGCAGAGAUGCAAAGGACUGAAAUGCUCCAAGAGUCCAGCCUGUCCAAAUUCAAAGCAGAAGUGCAGAGCUCACAGGGACAUCAUUACUCCUUGCUGCAACAAGAGACUGAAAAACUAAGGAAUGAUAUAGAGAAGAUGCGCAGUGAAUUGAGGUAUGAGAUAGAUAAAGUCACAGCUGGGCAACGAUUGGAUUUGAAUCUUGAAAGGGGGAGAAUAAGGGAGGAAUUGUCUAAUCAGAGUGCCGAAACUAACAAUCUGGCUAACAAACUUGAGAGAGAGGUUCAUGCACUAAGGGCACAGUUAGAAGCAGCAAAAUAUGAUGUUAUAAAAUAUUGCAUAGGAACUCUUGUCUCAAUAUCUGCUGUUGGACUUGCUGUUCUCCGCAUCUUGAUGUAACCAGGUUGUAUUCCAAUUUAACAAAUAUUGUAUGUUCUAUAAAGAGCAAUUUCACCGAGUCACUGUAAUACAGAAUUUGAGGAGCAGAAGAUAGAAGCUCCCAUUAGACACCAGAAGGGGCCAUUUUUUUAAGCCCUAUUCUUUUCAUAUUCUUUUGUUCAUUUGCUUUCCAUUGCUUGUGGAACAUUUCCUCAAUUUGUACUUGCCUGUCAAACUUGGAUUAUAUAGCAAUAUUGGAUUGAAGUCUGAAUUUGUUUA
Messenger RNA from Arachis duranensis, 1289 nucleotides. RefSeq names its product protein FMP32, mitochondrial. The transcript is spliced from 8 exons. The record is from RefSeq and is a predicted model, not a curated record. NCBI's taxonomy places the organism in Eukaryota, Viridiplantae, Streptophyta, Magnoliopsida, Fabales, Fabaceae. Bases 330 to 1031 code for a protein of 233 amino acids. Gene Ontology annotation, cellular component: mitochondrion.